Molecule: messenger RNA, 1569 nt
Organism: Dissoconium aciculare CBS 342.82
Lineage: Eukaryota; Fungi; Ascomycota; Dothideomycetes; Mycosphaerellales; Dissoconiaceae
Exons: 4
Coding region: 12-1166 (384 amino acids)
Source: RefSeq, a predicted model, not a curated record
ACGACUUUACCAUGUCCAUCACCACAGCUUCUUGCGUGGCGAAGGGUUUAGAUUGCGGCGAACUAAAAACUUUUUUCGAGCCCGACGCAGAUGUUGCUGGACUCGGGGUAAUCAUCGCCUUUGCGGCUGUCACGUUCUCAGCGUGUGUUCUCUCAGCAUUGUACUGGCUGCUGCAAGUAUAUUUCGAGAUCGUUCCUCGGAGCAGUGAUCGCCCAGGGCGACGCCAAAGACGCGAUGCCUACCAAGCCGCCUUCGCAGAGCGACUCAGCUGGUUCGAAAUUAUAGAGAAUGUAAUAAUUUCCUUUAGCGAUCAACAGCUUUUCGUCGGAGUCGCUUGGGGCAUUGCUCUGCAGUUCCUUGGAGGCUGCGAGACGACGGCCUAUCAUUACAACAUCAUCACACACAUGCUGAUCAUGACUUGUGCGACACAUCUGGUGGCUAUUGCGGUUGUUCGAAAAUACUGGAAGUCACCGGCGGCGGCAGUACCUCGUGUCUUGGUCAGCUUGGCUGUCUAUGUUCUGACCGGCAUGUGCUUCAUCAACCAACAGGCUGCAUUCCCGAGCAGUUUCGACCGCAACGAUCCCCCCGACAAUCGAUUCAUUCAAUAUGCAGUGUGCUACCAAACAGGGAAUACCACCGUGGAAAACCUCAUCACGAACAGUGCGGCCAACCCCAAUGCUGUCAUCUUCGAGUCCGUUUCCGGAUCCACUGUCAUUGCCAACUGGAAUCUUUACGUUAUACUACUGGUCUGCUACGCAAUCGCGCUGCUACGCCUCGUCGUUUUUGGUCUUGCCUCUUGUAUUCGCAGCCGACCCAACCCGCCACGACGUUCGCCGCAGACUUCACUCAAGAUCCUCCGAUCCUUCGACGCUUUCCUUCAGCUAUUUAUGCUCGCAGUGGGUUUCGUCGUCUCGGCUUUUGCCUACCGAUACAUCGUCGAUCUACGCGAAUACCUCAGCAAAUUUGAUCGCGAAAGCGAUACUGAGCCCAAUGACGAAGCUGGCUUUGACGGAUAUGGGCAGCUCAUCCCGCUCAUGUUGAUGUUGUUAACCACUUUCCAAAUCAUCGGUGACCUCAGCGUCAAAUUCUAUGAGUGGAAAUCCCGACCCGAAGAAAAGGUUCAGGCAGUAAAGACGGAAUUGGGCGGGCAUCAUUCGGGGCGGUGAGACAGGUCGGGGCCACGCGGAGAUCGCAUGGAUACUGCUUGAAACUGGCAUCGAUGCGAUUGCACAGGGUAUGUCCCGGUACUCUCAUACUGUGGUUGCUGCCAAAGGCUAUGCGAAGACAGGGGGAUCCUGCCUGACCAGCGGUCUCAUGGAGGAGUACUGUCGAGGUGCCGCUCUGUGCGCAGCAGCAGCUUGUGGUUACUUACAUGUAGUGGAAAUGCUGUACGCAUGGGGCGCAAGAGACCCUCGAGGAAGGGCUAGAAGUGUUGUCAGUGACGAGCAUCAGCAUCAGAUCGUGAAAUUUCUGGAUGCCAUGUGCAGAGUGCAGACUCAGAAGCGCGUCCGCUCGACUUUCAGUCUGCCAGUGAGGAAGAGGUUGAAGGUGGCGAUUUAGGACGAAGAA